CUCGUAGCCAAAUUUGACUCUUUAUCUACUGGGGCUCUUCUGAGUCCACAGCCAGUCCUCUGGAUCGACUUCCGGUUCUGCAAUGCUCUUAUCUAGUUGAAAAAGUAUCCAAGCAAUGAAAACCACUGCCCCCCCUUCUAACAUGGAGGCGAAAAUUGGUAUGGUGGUCCUAAUUGUGGCGUUGCAGUUCGUCCAAUUACAGGCCAAGUGCACCGAACUUGGGGUUUGCCAAUCGGCCGACACUGGCUCGUGUGGUUUUCUGUCCUCUGCGUCGUCCUCUGGCAUCAACGAGGAGGCAGUCUCUUCCGGAAGCAUCGCCAUUCUCGGAGGUACUGUCGUGAAUGCGGACGGCCAGCAUGCUGCCAACGUGUACAUCAAGGAUGGGAUUAUCACAGCAGUUGGGCCUGAUGUUGUGGUGAGUGGAAUUGAUCCUCAUACUCAUUUGGACAUGCCCUUCAUGGGAGAAGUGGCCUGUGAUGACUUCUUCAGUGGUCAGGCAGCUGCAUUGGCUGGAGGUACCACGAUGCACAUUGAUUUUGCUCUCCCAAUCAAUGGAGAUCUCAUCAAAGGAUUCCACGAAUGGGAGAAGAAGGCGAUGAAAUCGUGCACGGACUACGGCUUUCACAUGGCUAUAACGACGUGGAACAAGGAGGUUGCAAGAGACAUGGAAGUUCUAGCAAGGGAACAUGCUUGAAGGAGAAGCCACUGCCCGCGCAAUCAAGUUGGCUAGAUUCA
This is a messenger RNA of Chara braunii, 735 nucleotides long. NCBI's taxonomy places the organism in Eukaryota, Viridiplantae, Streptophyta, Charophyceae, Charales, Characeae. The record is from the annotation of a GenBank genome assembly.